AUGAAGUCCGCCUGCCUGAUCAUUCUGGCAUCUCUAGUGGUCUGCAACCUGACGUUGGCUCGAGGACAGGGCAUCCCCGCUGAGGAGGAGACGGGGGACCGGCAGACUAUAGACGAUAUCAUCCUACAGAGAGCCGAGAGCCUCCUGCUCCGCUCCAUUCUCAAAAAUAUAGAGGAUGAGGAUGGCGCGAACGAGGGAUUGACCUUUCAGCCAGAGUGGCUGGUGAAGCGGCAGCAUCCCGGUAAGAGGUACCAGGAGGAGCUGGAAAAAAGGCAACACCCUGGGAAGCGAGAGGACGACGAGGACGAAGACUAUGGCGAGGUUCAGAAAAGACAGCACCCGGGAAAACGCGAAGACGAAUUUGACUCUUUUGUGGAGCUCCAGAGAAGACAGCAUCCAGGCAAGCGCUUAAUGCUGGAGCAGAUUACAGAGAACCCCGCAUUUCUAAGUGAACUCUCCAAACGUCAGCACCCGGGCAAGCGCUACGUGAUGUACUACAGCAAGCGCCAGCAUCCCGGCAGGCGAGAGGUGGACGACGAGUCAGACGCAGGGGACCUCAAGGAGUUGGAGAAGCGCCAACACCCCGGCAAACGCUACUUGGAUAACACGAGCCCGGAUUUGGGCGCCAACAGUCCCUGUGACGUGCUGGACCCUGGCUGCAGUAAGGCCAACCUGUUGCUCCAGCUAUUAGACAACGUGAACAAGAGUCGCGCGGAGAAGAGACAGCACCCAGGCAAAAGGUCCGCACCUGUCGAGGAUUUGACCGAACAGGAGUAA
Salvelinus namaycush (lake trout) is the source of this 777-nucleotide messenger RNA. Its product is annotated as pro-thyrotropin-releasing hormone-A. NCBI's taxonomy places the organism in Eukaryota, Metazoa, Chordata, Actinopteri, Salmoniformes, Salmonidae. The coding region runs from base 1 to 777 and encodes 258 amino acids. The record is from RefSeq and is a predicted model, not a curated record. Gene Ontology annotation, molecular function: thyrotropin-releasing hormone activity. Gene Ontology annotation, cellular component: extracellular region. The transcript has 2 exons. Gene Ontology annotation, biological process: hormone-mediated signaling pathway.